UUAGGCUUCCUGCAGGGGCGGGGUGUCCACGUGCGCCUGUCGCGCUUUCUAUCGAAGGUUUGCAAGGAAGUGGCGAAACGUUUCCUAUGCCAACAGAGCAGGACAGUGCAGCUACAAGUGUCUGCCACAAAGCAGAGGUGGUGAUCAGGCAAACUGGGAAUAGAGCACGGGAAGAUACUUUCGGCAUCUGUUCUGCACUUCUCAGCCUUUGAGCGAGGACAUCAAAGAUGAGCUGGCAUCUGGCGUCGAGCGGUGUCCUUGAACUCGCAUCCAGCUUUCUCAAAGUCGCUGCAUUGAGUCUCGUUGGCACUCUUCUAUUCGUUGGAGUGAUCGCCUGGAUUGCCCGACGGAUAAAAUGGAAAACUUUUAGGCACCUCAACCACUUGCCGCACCGCAAAGAACAGGUGCCUUUUCAAGGCUUGUGGAUACUCUUCAAGGCCUGCUCACCGCCCGACUCACCUGUCAGGUUCAGCACAAUGCUUUUCGCCGGAAUUUGUGGAUUACAUGCGCGAUUCCAGAGGCAUGGCAGGCACCUCGUCUACGUAGGAUUCACCCCUCUGCUCACCGUGUACAAAGCCGAAUAUUUAGAGGAAAUACUUUCAAACAACAAACUUUUGUCCAAGGGCCGUCAGUAUAAACUUCUCCACAGUUGGCUUGGAACUGGCUUGCUCACGAGUACAGGAGCCAAGUGGCGAUCCCGGAGGCGCCUGUUCACACCCGCGUUUCAUUUUAAGAUACUCGAGGACUUCUCAGCCACAAUUAACGCCCAGUCCUUCAUUCUCUGCAAUAAACUGUCAAAGCUUUCGCAGCAUGGAGCAAAGUUGGACGUCGUUCCCCUGGUCACUCUUUGCACUUUGGACAUAAUUUGUGAAACCAUUAUGGGAUCGUCCAUAUCAGCUCAGAGCAAUGAGAAAAGCCCAUACGUUGCCGCUGUUAACAGGCUUGGUGAACUAUUUUUGGAGAGAACAAUGAGGCCUUUAUGGAGACUUGACUUCAUAUACAAGCUUACAGCUUUUGGGCGGGAGUACUACAGAUGUCUCAACGUGCUGCACUCCUUCACACGAAAGGUCAUUGCAGAGAGAAAAAUGGAGUUAGAAGCUGAAGUCAACAAAGGCACCCUGAGGCUCGACAGCUCUAGUGAGUCUGAAGCUAGGGCCAAAAGGAGAAGACCUUUUUUGGAUCUUCUCAUUGUGGAACAUCUCAAGAACGACAAAUACAUCACCGAAGAAGACAUACGAGAAGAAGUGGACACCUUUAUGUUUGAGGGUCACGAUACUACAGCGGUGGGGAUAAGCUGGGCACUUUUCCUUAUAGGUCAUCAUCCAAAGGAACAACGGAAGAUUCACGAGGAACUCGACUUAAUCUUUGGUGACGACAGAGAUCGUCAUGUAUCUUUUGAAGAUCUGAAGCAGAUGAGGUACCUCGAGUGCGCUCUCAAGGAAGCUCAACGUAUAUACCCGUCUGUGCCACUAAUAGCUAGGACAUGCGAAGAACCAUUAAAAAUAGAUGGAGCCAUCCUUCCUACCGGAACAGUAGUGCAGAUGUCAGCCUACUUCUUACACCGUAAUCCUGAAGUUUUUCCUAAGCCGGAAGAAUUCCACCCGGAGAGGUUCUUCCCGGAAAACUCGAAAGGAAGGCACCCGUUCGCUUAUCUUCCAUUUUCAGCGGGACCCCGGAACUGCAUUGGACAAAGAUUUGCACUCGCCGAAGAAAAGAUCGUUAUUGCCAACAUUCUGCGACGCUUCACAAUCAAGUCACUGGACCAGCGUGACCAAGUCGAGCUUGUCAGUGAAAUGGUGCUCAGACCCAGAAGUGGUCUCCGAAUUCAAUUCACUCCUCGCUACAGUUAGCAACUUCACUGAUGUGCAGAAACCUGACGAUCGAGUUCUUAUCCUACCAAGAUGGAUGCGUGUGUCCCGAAAUGUUUGCAGAGCGUCCGAACGGGGAUAGCAAGAAAACCGACAAGCAACGUCCCCCAUCCCGUACCCGUCCUGCAUGACGCACUACGAAGCUUGCAUAAUGUGCACCGCCAACUAGCCCAGCGCUCCACUAUGCGUGUGUUGUGGGAUCUACGAACGCUCAAGAUAUAUUUUCUAAUAAUCUGACUUCUUCGUUCUGUAAUUUCUAGUGGACUUGGAAUCACGCUGUCUGGUAGACAUAGCUGGUUCACUGUUAGGAAACAACGAUGUGCGCGAACUUGAGGUCACUCUGUAUACGUAGAGUGUGGCCUCCGAGAUCGUGAUGGCACACUUGUUACUUUGUGCGUCAAUGGCCUGCAAUCCACAAGAAGGAAGAUGUGGACUGCACUGACGGUCGUCCACAGCAGCCUCGAAAACGUCGCCACCGCCAUUAAUUCCUGCAGCUCUCCCCUUCCUAUUACAGGCUCAUUAUCGUAUCUCCGGGAAGAACGCCGAGGCUCCCUUCCUGCUCAAGCCCGUUCCUUUUUCAAGAAGUUCAAAUAAAGCUGCUCUGCUUGGCCA
Messenger RNA from Dermacentor andersoni, 2480 nucleotides. RefSeq names its product cytochrome P450 4c3-like. The record is from RefSeq and is a predicted model, not a curated record. Gene Ontology annotation, molecular function: oxidoreductase activity, acting on paired donors, with incorporation or reduction of molecular oxygen; heme binding; monooxygenase activity. NCBI's taxonomy places the organism in Eukaryota, Metazoa, Arthropoda, Arachnida, Ixodida, Ixodidae.